AUGGGAACAGGACAACAAUUCAGUCAGCAUUUGGUGAAGUGUAUUGAGGCCAACAUGAAGACGGCCAGGUGCUUCACGGUGACACUGUAUGACCGGGAUAACUCCGAGUUCACUGUAGCAGAGACUACUCCGACUGGUUCUUUCUCCUUGGGUACUUACAGAGCUCUUCAUUUCCCGUGUCAGCACGCACUUGCGUGCUGUGCAUACUCACGGGUCACCUGGACCUCUUACGUUCACAGCGUCUAUCAGAUUAGCUCGGUCUUCAAUGUGUAUCGGAUGGGAUUCACACCUCCCAUCCCGGAGGACUUCUGGCCACCUUACGACGGGCCCACAGUGAUUCCAGACCCUGCCAUGAGGCGUGCCAGAGAGGGUCGUCCUAGAUCCACUAGGAUACGGACGAACAUGGACGAGGCGGAUCCGAAUCGGCCAAAGAGGUGCGGCCUAUGUCGCCAACCUGGACACACGCGACGUAGUUGCCCACAGGUUGCAGGCUCGUCUCAGACAGGACACCAUUAG
Messenger RNA from Arachis stenosperma, 516 nucleotides. RefSeq lists its product as uncharacterized. Lineage: Eukaryota; Viridiplantae; Streptophyta; Magnoliopsida; Fabales; Fabaceae. The record is from RefSeq and is a predicted model, not a curated record. Bases 1 to 516 code for a protein of 171 amino acids. Gene Ontology annotation, molecular function: zinc ion binding; nucleic acid binding. The transcript has 2 exons.